AUGCAGAUCAAUGCACUUCUCUUCGCCCUUCUCGGUUUCGGUGUCCUCGCCGAUGCCGCCUCGACAGAGCGACGUUCUCCCUUUUCCCGCGUUCUGAAUAGAAGACAGAACAACAACCGUCAGGGUGGCCAAGGCCGGAACAACGGCGGUCAAGGCCGGAACAACGGCGGUCAGGGCCGGAACAACGGCGGCCAGGGCAGGAAUAACAACGGUGGCCAGGGCAGGAACAACAACGGUGGCCAGGGCAGGAACAACAACGGCGGCAACAACAACGGCGGGAGAAACGCUCUCAUUCUGAACCAGAACCUCGUCCAGACUGCCUCGCAAGAUGACGGGAACAACCCAGGUGCCGAUGGACAAGCUGCUUCUGCAACCAACAAUGCCAACUUCAUAAACUUUUGCCAGUCUGCCGGAACGUUGACCAACGGGCAGCAAAUUCGGCAGGGUUCUUGCAACAGCAUCCCCAUGGGCAGGAUUCCCGCCGCGAACAGGAUGGUCACGUCCGUCUUCGUCAACCCUCAGAAUGGUGACACCCUUGUGACCAACCAGGAUUUCAAGAUACAGGUCCAGGUCAAUAACUUGGAUGCCGGUGCCUUCACGAACGCCACAUCCACGUACUAUUCUGCUCCCCAGGACCUGAACACGAACGGAGUCAUCAUUGGACACACGCAUGUGACGUGCCAGGACAUGGGAGCCAGCCAGAACCCGACGACUCCGCCAAACCCCACCGAGUUUAAAUUCUUCAAGGGCAUCAAUGACGAUGGCAACGGCCGAGGGUUACUGUCGGCCGAUGUGAACGGCGGACUGCCUGCCGGGAACUAUCGAUGCUGCAGCAUGUCGUCCGCCGCCAACCACCAGCCUGUUUUGAUGCCCGUUGCCCAGCGAGGCGCUCAAGACGAUUGCGUGCGCUUCAGCGUCCGAGGUCGGGGCAACGGAAACAACAGGAACAACAACCAAGGUCGUCAAGGGGGCAACAAUCAAGGGCAGGGCAAUGGAAACAACAGAAACAACAACAACCAGGGUCGCCAGGGAGGUAACAACCAGCGACAAGGCAAUGCCAGAAUUGUGGACAACCAGGGCAUCCAGGGGGGAGGAAAUCGCCGUCAGGGAAAUGGAAACGUCGGCACCAACAACAUUCAAGGUGGCCAGCGCGGCAACAACCAGGGUGGCCAGGGAGGGGCCAACCGGCAACAGGGGAAUGGCAACGUCGGAAACAACAACCAGGGCACCCAGAGGGCUGGCAAUCAGCAACAGGGUAAAGCGAGCGUCGGAAACAAUCAGGGAAUCCAGAGGGCUGGCAAUCAGCAACAGGGCAAUGCCGUCUUCGGAAACAAUCCGGCCCUGCAGAGGGCUGGCAAUCAGCAACAGGGCAAUGUCGCCCUCGGGAACAACCUGAGAGGUGGUGGCCAGCAACAGGGCAAUGGCGUCGUCGGAAACAAUCCGGCCCUGCAGACGGCUGGCAAUCAGCAACAGGGCAAUGUCGCCCUCGGGAACAACCUGAGAGGUGGUGGCCAGCAACAGGGCAAUGGCGUCGUCGGAAACAAUCCGGCCCUGCAGACGGCUGGCAAUCAGCAACAGGGCAAUGCCGCCCUCGGAAACAACCUGAGAGGUGGCGGCCAGCAACAGGGCAAUGGCGUCGUCGGAAACAAUCCAGCCUUACAGGGAGGUGCCAAUCAGCAACGGGGCAAUGGAAACGUAGGAAACAACAAUCGGGGCGUACAGAUAGGAGGGAACCAACUGCGAGGCAUCCAGCCGGGAGGCCUCUAG
Messenger RNA from Drechmeria coniospora, 1767 nucleotides. RefSeq lists its product as uncharacterized. The transcript is spliced from 3 exons. Bases 1 to 1767 code for a protein of 588 amino acids. Lineage: Eukaryota; Fungi; Ascomycota; Sordariomycetes; Hypocreales; Ophiocordycipitaceae. The record is from RefSeq and is a predicted model, not a curated record.